AUGACCGAUGGCGAAAUCAAAGGAAUGAGACUUGAGGCUGAGCAUAUGUUCUAUCAUGGUUUCGACAACUACAUGAAGCAUGCUUUCCCAGAGGAUGAGCUGAAACCUAUCUUUUGCGGACCAUUGACGCGGGAUCGCGCCAACCCUGCCCACAUUGAGCUUAACGAUGCCCUGGGAAACUAUUCCUUGACUCUGAUCGAUAGCCUCUCCACACUGGCUAUACUGGCGUCAUCGCCGUCGACAAUUGGAAGCAAGAAUAAGGCGAUGACCAAAUUUCAGAAAGGUGUCGGAGCUCUGGUCGAGCAAUAUGGCGAUGGAUCUAGCGGCAAGGCUGGAAAAGGCAAACGUGCAACAGGCUUCGACGUAGACAGCAAGGUUCAGGUGUUUGAAACGGUCAUUCGAGGUGUUGGCGGACUUUUGAGCGCACACCUUUUCGCGGUUGGAGAUCUACCCAUCGAAGGCUACCAUCCAAAGGAUCAAAGCUCCAGCCAGAAUGAUCGCGGCGCAGAGCAGAUGCUUCCGAUCCAGUGGCCAAACGGGUUUGUCUAUGACGGGCAGCUUCUACGGCUUGCCCAGGACCUUGCUCGCCGCACAUUACCAGCGUUUCAUACUACAACCGGUAUCCCAUAUCCCCGAGUCAACCUUCGGCAUGGUGUGCCAUUCUACGUCAAUUCUCCCCUUAACCAGAAUGCCGAGACUGGUCAAUGUCAAGCAACCCAGAAUUCGAAAGCAGAAUUGACCGAGACAUGCAGUGCAGGAGCUGGUAGUUUGGUCUUAGAGUUCGCAACUUUGAGCCGGUUGACAGGCGAUCCGCGUUACGAACAACUUGCAAAACGAGCCUUUUGGUCGGUCUGGGAGAGGAAGAGUAGCAUUGGUCUUGUUGGUGCUGGCAUUGAUGCUGAGUCUGGGCUGUGGUUGAGUGGUUAUACAGGCAUAGGUGCCGGUAUCGACAGCUUCUACGAAUACGCACACAAAGCUAGUGUCCUCCUUUCCGGCUCGCCACUGCCAAGGGACCAAUCUCAUAAUCUGACGGAAGGAACUCCGACCUCAGUACACACGAAACCAGUGCCCGAAGGACAGCAAACAGCUGAAGCAUUCGGUCGUGUCUGGCAGGAAUCGCAUGCUUCCAUCAAACGGCACCUUUACCGCGGAGAUAUGUACAUACACCCUCAUUACGUGCAAGCCGACCUCUACACCGGUGCGUCUCGAGCUUUCUGGCUUGAUAGUCUGAGUGCUUUCUAUCCUGGCUUACUCGCCACGACCGGCGAUCUCGAAGAAGCAACCCAGACGCAUCUUCUCGCCACCGCACUUUGGACUCGCUACUCAGCCUUGCCAGAGAGAUGGUCAACAUCGACCGGUAGCAUCGAAAGUGGCUUGAGCUGGUGGGGAGGGAGACCUGAGUUUAUUGAGUCCACCUAUCAUCUCUAUCGCGCAACUCACGAUCCCUGGUAUCUACAUGUUGGCGAGAUGACUCUUCGAGACAUCAAGAGGCGUUGCUGGACGAAGUGUGGCUGGGCUGGUCUACAGGAUGUACGAAAUGGCGACCUCAGCGAUCGGAUGGAGAGCUUCUUUCUUGGGGAGACGACCAAGUACCUGUUCCUGCUCUUUGAUGAGGAUCAUCCGCUGAACAAGCUUGAUGCACCUUUCGUAUUUAGCACUGAAGGUCAUCCACUAAUCCUUCCCCGUCGGAUCAGUGAAAGAUCUGCGUACUCAAGAAGCCGGCAAACUGGGAUGUACAGUAAAGGUGAUGGCGACGAUUCUCAAGGUGCUCUCACUUGUCCCAUGCCGCCAGCAAUGCUUCCAUUCAGCCUUUCUGCCACAGCUGCCAGGGCUGAUAUUUUCCAUGCUGCGAACCUUGCGCGUCUGCACCUAAUGCCGACACGAGAUAACGUGGAGUCGCCACUCGCUGAGUACUCUCGUGACCACCCAAGCAUAUCUAUAUCGGAUGUACGGUCGCCAUCUAAUUACACAUAUUUUCCGUGGACGUUACCAUUAGAAUUAAUCCCUCACAAUGCUACUUGUUCCAAAAUAACAGCUAAACAUACUUUCGACAUAACGUUUCCCACGGGACCCAACAUGUUGAUGGGUCCUGGCUUCCUUCAGCGCGUUGGCAAUGGGAUUUUAAUCAAUUCCAUGGGCGGUGUGCGACUUGGUAUGAUCCAAGAUGUGCCUUUCGAGACUGACGAUGGUGCAAUCGGCAAAGAAUACAGGGUCCAAGCAAUCAACAACAUUCUUCUAGGCAAGGAUGAACGAAUCUUCAUCGCCAAAGAUACUGCAUCCAAUGUAGUCAACCCUCUAGAUCCGAACUUCACAAGAAUCCGUGACACCUCCAUGCUCGACCUCAUAGUCGACGUUCAACCAUCUGAAGAGGCUGAACCCAAAGGACCCACUAGUGAUCCAGUCGAUAACAACGAAAGCUCAACCUCUGGCUCAGAGCUGGUCCUCGACGCCUCCAUAGCAGCUAAAGCCGAAGUCGCUUCGAACAUGAAACAAGCCUUCAGCUCCCUCCUGCAGCAUGUCGCCUCCUUGAUCGUCGACCCAACUCCGGCCCCUCCUUUACCCAAGCUGAAACACUCUCCACGCGAAUACGUUGCUGCCAUAUUACCCGUAGGCGUUGGACUGGCACCCUUACCAGACGUCGACGAUGCCUUAGGGCCAGACAUUCACGGCGCGCCUCAAGGUGACGUCCCGUGGCACAGCAUCUACGUCACCAACGAGAACUGCAAGAGCAGACUCCCCGCCUCCGUACCAAAGGAACAUCAAGUCAUAGUCAUCAAGCGCGGCGGCUGUAGCUUUGACGAGAAAUUACGCAAUAUACCCAUUUUCGCCCCAUCGAAGAAGUCAUUACAGCUCGUCAUCGUAGUCAGCUACGAAGAUGAGCCAGGCCUACCUUCUGGGUGGCUGAUAAGGCCUUUGCUGGAGAGUCUACAGACAACGGCUAGUGGGCUGCCAAGGCACCAUCCGAUCGCGAUGAUUAUGGUGGGAGGAGGGGACAGGACUUAUGAAAUCUUUGAGAGAGCUGUGGGUUUGGGGAUAAAGAGGAGGUAUUCGGUACAGGCGCAGGGUGUUCCGAUCAGCAAUUUGGUGAUAUUAUGA
Messenger RNA from Letharia columbiana, 3096 nucleotides. RefSeq lists its product as uncharacterized. Lineage: Eukaryota; Fungi; Ascomycota; Lecanoromycetes; Lecanorales; Parmeliaceae. Gene Ontology annotation, molecular function: mannosyl-oligosaccharide 1,2-alpha-mannosidase activity; calcium ion binding. Bases 1 to 3096 code for a protein of 1031 amino acids. The transcript is spliced from 2 exons. Gene Ontology annotation, cellular component: membrane; endoplasmic reticulum. The record is from RefSeq and is a predicted model, not a curated record. Gene Ontology annotation, biological process: mannose trimming involved in glycoprotein ERAD pathway; carbohydrate metabolic process; endoplasmic reticulum mannose trimming.